This is a messenger RNA of Eimeria mitis, 330 nucleotides long. RefSeq lists its product as uncharacterized. The coding region runs from base 1 to 330 and encodes 109 amino acids. The transcript has 2 exons. NCBI's taxonomy places the organism in Eukaryota, Apicomplexa, Conoidasida, Eucoccidiorida, Eimeriidae. The record is from RefSeq and is a predicted model, not a curated record.
AUGAGAGAAGAAACAGAAAAAAAAGAAGAAAUAGAAAAAGAAGAAACAGAAGAAAAAGAAGAAGGAAAAGAAGAACAAAGAGAAGAAGAAGAAAAAGAAAAAGAAGAAGAAGAAAGAGAAGAAGAAGAAGAAGAAGAGAGAGAAGAAGAAGAAGAAGAAGAAGAAGAGAGAGAAGAAGAAGGGGGAGGAGGAGGAGAACAAAGAGAAGAAGAAGAGAGAGAGAGAGAAGAAGGAGUAGGAGAACGAGAAGAAGAAGAAGAAGAGAGAGAAAGAGAAGAAGAAGAAGAAGAAAAAGAAGGGGGAGGAGGAGAAGAAAGGGGAGGAGAAUGA